Canariomyces notabilis is the source of this 1700-nucleotide messenger RNA. RefSeq lists its product as uncharacterized. Gene Ontology annotation, cellular component: fungal-type vacuole. Lineage: Eukaryota; Fungi; Ascomycota; Sordariomycetes; Sordariales; Chaetomiaceae. The record is from RefSeq and is a predicted model, not a curated record. The transcript has a single exon. Bases 292 to 1413 code for a protein of 373 amino acids.
UUGGAUAGUCCUUUGUUCAGAUAUCGCCAUCCCCGUUCUGGCCCGAUCUAGCCGAGUAGUCGCAGUCGCAGUCGCAGCACUCGGUCGUGAAACCUCGCACGUCAACUCAAGCCGCAUCCACAGCCCUACGGCUCGACCACAGAGGGUCGCUCCCUCGAGUGUGGAAACAACAAGCAACCGGCGCCGAGAAGCAGUAGCACGGCAUCGGGACCCCUUGCGCCACCGACUCAAUUUUGCCUUCUUUCCUUUUCCCUCAUCGCUGCUGAGCCUUACCAGAUACAAACCGCCAUCAUGGGGUCAUCACGGCUGUCAUUGAGGCGUGUCCUCUUGCUCUCUGCCUUUUUUGCGGCCGGUGUACUGGCUCAAAAUGACGACGAUGAGACGACUACAGAAACACCAGAUACACCCACCACAACAACUGCCCAGCAGACAUCCCAAACAACAACCACCGGCGCUACCCAGACCACAUCCCAACGAACGACGACAUCAGUAUCAUCAUCCAGUCCCAUACCGACUCUGCCAGGCCUGAGCUCCUCCUCGACGACAUCACAGGGCACGCGGCCCCCCAUGCCGAGCCUUACGAGAACAACCAUUUCGACUGAUAUACCCGAGUACCCCCCACCGACGAUCCCGCCGACCCAGAACGCUCCCUUUAUGAACCAUUCCAAGCUCCCCGACGGCACCGUCUUCAUCGCCGUGGGUGCCAUUCUUGGUGCCUUCGGCCUCGCCAUCCUUGCCUGGCGGGGCAUCGUCGCCUGCCUGCUGCACCGAUCCGUCGAGCGCGCUGCCAUGGCCCAACACGCAGCCAACAACGCGCCGUUGGGCAAGGGAGGCGACAAGAACGCUGCCUCGUUCCCCGCACCGCCCGCCCAGUUCUAUAAGUACAUCGAGCGCGAAUCGUCCGCCUCCCUCGCCGGCGCGGGGAUGGGCGGCGGCGCCGCUGGAUCCGCUGGACGGCGAACCCACCGGGGCCCGACUCCCUCCGCCACACCGAGCCAAACGAACCUGUUCUUCUCACCCACCGCCGCGGGGUCCGCAUCAGCAUUAGGCAGCGCCACCGGCGCCUCAAACCGCGACUCGGCGCGUUUCUUGCCGUCGGGCUUCUACGCCUCUGCCUCGCCCGUCCCCGGCGGCGGCGGCGGCCACGGACACGGACACGGCAACUCGAUCAGCAUGAGCACGCUGCGGCCCUCAUCGCGCGGGCGCGCUUUGGGACCGUCGCCGCCUGAGUCGCCCGACGUGGGGCCCAGAGUGGUCUCGCGCAACUUUAGCACCAGCUCGCUGAACCUCAACCGGCCCCCUAGUCCCGGCGCCCGAGCGCCCAGCGCGUACCUGGAUGACUUGUUGGAUGAGCAACCCGGCAUGUUCCCCCCGAGCGGGACCCCGUCGCCUCAGGGGCGGGGGAGGUAUUAAUUCUUGUUUGCUUUUUUUUUUUUCUUUUCUUCAUGUGGAGGGGUUGGAGGGUGGUGUAUAGGGGUUCUGAAACAGCCCGUGAUAUUCGCAUUUGGGGGCCGGUUGUUCUGCUUUACUGUUUACUGGGAGAGGCUGUAUGAAGUGCAUUGCUGCGCCUUGGGAAAAUCUCUGUGUGGGCGUCUCUGUGUGUGGGUGUACCUGGGGAGUUGUUGGUGGUCCGAUGUGUCCUGCCCGCAGACCUUUUUCCCGUUCUCCUCCCUUUUCUCGUUCUUAUUCCCUCGCCCGUU